UCAAGGAAUUUCGUGUUUUAAAAAAUAAAGGGUCUCUGCCAUCUAAGAAUAAACUGUUGCAUCUGAAUCCAUUUCUCGAUGAUUCUGGCCUAAUUCGAGUAGGAGGCAGGCUGUGCAAUGCGAAUUAUGAUUACGACACUAAACAUCCAAUUCUGCUAGACGCGUCUCAUCCCAUCACUAAAUUAAUCUUUAAAAAUUAUCAUCGACUUUUAUUACAUGCAGGACCUCAGCUGUUAUUGUCAACCUUGCGUCAUAAAUAUUGGAUCAUCAACGGCCGAAAUCUUGCAAGAAAAACAGUUCAUGAGUGUAUUACUUGCUGUAGGUUCUCAGAAAAAACAUUUCAGCCCAUUAUGGGGAAUCUUCCUAAAGCAAGACUCGAGGCAGAUCAUCCAUUCUGCCACACGGCGGUAGACUACGCUGGACCGAUAAUGAUAGCAAACAGGAAAGGUAGAGGGUGUAAGCUCAUUAAGGCUUACAUCUGUGUAUUUGUAUGUCUCACAGUCAAGGCAGUGCAUCUGGAACUUGUCACAGAUUUGUCUGCUAAAUGUUUCAUUUCAGCAUUAAACAGGUUUGUGGCCCGGCGAGGUAAGCCUUCCAACAUAUAUUCCGACAACGGCACGAACUUUGUAGGAGCUAAUCACGAAUUAAGAGCCUUUUUGAAACAAUGUAAAAAGGAUGUAAUAUCCUAUUCAGCAGAAACUGAGAUAAAGUUUCACUUCAGUCCAGCAUACAGUCCUCAUUUCAACGGCAUGGCGGAGGGUUCGGUAAAGUCCAUAAAACAUCAUUUGAAACGAGUGCUUGGCCUAGCACACUUAGACUUCGAGGAAAUGUAUACUGUGUUAGUUCAAAUAGAAGGAAUCCUAAACUCAAGGCCUAUCACCCCCUUAUCUUCGGAUCCCUCUGAUCUCAUCCCUCUCACUCCUUCCCACUUCUUAAUCGGACGGACAUGCACGAUGCUACCGGCUGCCCCGGUGGAAGACAAGCCAAUUUCAUCACUAACAAGAUUUAAGAGGAUCGAACAACUCAAGGCACAUUUUUGGAACCGUUUCUACAAGGAAUACAUAUCCGAGCUCCAGCAGAGGAACAAAUGGCGCACAAUUGGAGAGCAGCCACAAACAGGGGAACUUGUGCUAGUGAAGGACGAUCGACUACCCCCAAAUCGAUGGCUGCUAGGCAGAGUCACUGCAGUAUACCCCGGCACGGACGGGGUCAAUAGAGUGGCAGAUGUGAUCACGAGGGCCGGGACGCUCAGAAGAGCGUACAACCGGUUGUGCCCUCUUCCACUCUUGGAACAGACCGUUCCAAGGGGGGGACCAUGUUGAAGACAGACAUUAUUACGAGCGUCGGGCUCUAUGCCCGGCGCUUCAGCUGAAGAAGAAAUACUUAUGUCAAUCACAUACAAAAUAACAACACGAAGAAAUUCAUACCACAUUUUAUUAAUUACUAAUUCUAAUACAUAAUUCUUAUAUCUCAUAUCUUGUAAAGUACUAUUCAAUAUA
Molecule: messenger RNA, 1499 nt
Organism: Plutella xylostella (diamondback moth)
Lineage: Eukaryota; Metazoa; Arthropoda; Insecta; Lepidoptera; Plutellidae
Source: RefSeq, a predicted model, not a curated record